UCAUGACUUUAUUGGAGAGUUCACCACCAGCUACAGAGAGCUGUCCCGGGGGCAGAGCCAGUUCAAUGUGUAUGAGGUGACUCUGCUGUCUUUCAAAGUGGACUCAGAAUGCACGUUUGUGGAUUUCAUCAGAGGAGGGACACAACUCAAUUUCACCGUGGCCAUCGACUUCACAGCAUCCAACGGUAACCCGUCCCAGCCCACCUCCCUGCAUUACAUGAGUCCGUACCAGAUGAAUGCGUACGCCAUGGCUCUGAAGGCAGUGGGGGAGAUCAUCCAGGACUACGACAGUGACAAACUCUUCCCAGCGUACGGCUUUGGAGCAAAACUGCCUCCGGACGGCAAGAUCUCCCACGCCUUCCCACUG
Notothenia coriiceps (black rockcod) is the source of this 367-nucleotide messenger RNA. RefSeq names its product copine-9-like. Gene Ontology annotation, biological process: cellular response to calcium ion. The record is from RefSeq and is a predicted model, not a curated record. The annotation marks the transcript as partial. Gene Ontology annotation, molecular function: calcium-dependent phospholipid binding. Gene Ontology annotation, cellular component: plasma membrane. NCBI's taxonomy places the organism in Eukaryota, Metazoa, Chordata, Actinopteri, Perciformes, Nototheniidae. The transcript has 4 exons.